AUGAAACUAUUUGUAGCCUUUGUAGCUAUCAUAUUGAGCGUCAGUGCUUUGUCACACAACGACCAUUGGGAAAAUUUUAAAGUUAAACAUGGCAAAGUUUACAAAAACCCAAUCGAGGAAAGACUACGCUUCUCAGUUUUCCUGUCAAAUUUGAAACUCAUCAACGAACACAACGCCAAAUACGAACAAGGACUUGUAGGAUACACAAUGGCAGUCAACCAGUUCGCUGACAUAACCCCAGAAGAGUUCAAAGCCAAGCUCGGUAUGCAAGCCAAAAACAUCCCUAAAAUCAAGACAACUCGUCAUGUUCAAGAUGUAAAUGCUGAGGUUCCAGACUCCAUUGACUGGAGGCAAAAAGGUGCCGUAUUGGGAGUUAAAGAUCAAGGAGACUGCGGAUCUUGCUGGGCUUUCAGUGCUACUGGAUCCCUUGAAGGACAAAACCAUAUCAUCAAUGGCAAAUCAGUAGGUCUCAGUGAACAGGAACUUUUGGAUUGUUCCUCAGACUACGGAAAUGGCGACUGCGAUGAAGGUGGUCUUAUGACCAGCGCUUUCGAAUACAUCGAAGACCACGGAAUCGAAUCUGAGUCUAGCUAUCCCUACGAAGGGGAACAAGGAAACUGCAGACGCAAAGCUGGCAAAGCUGAACUAAAGAUCAAAGGUUACAAAGAACCGGCAGCUAAUGAGGAAGCUUUGAGACAAGCUGUUGGUACCGUUGGUCCAAUUUCUGCAGCAAUUUACGCUGAACCUAUCCAAUUCUACUCACGUGGUAUUUUUGAUAGCAAACAGUGCGUAAAUAGUAAAGAUUACUUGGAUCACGGAAUCCUGGUCGUAGGUUACGGUGAAGAAAACAACACGCCCUACUGGAUUAUCAAGAACUCAUGGGGUGCAGACUGGGGUGAACAAGGUUAUUUCAGACUGAAGAGGAAUGCUAAUUUGUGCGGUUUGGCUUUAAUGACAAGUUAUCCAACUUUGUAA
Molecule: messenger RNA, 975 nt
Organism: Diabrotica balteata
Lineage: Eukaryota; Metazoa; Arthropoda; Insecta; Coleoptera; Chrysomelidae
Source: the annotation of a GenBank genome assembly